CAGCGGGCCAUCUCGCUCCCCCCCUUCACCUCGCAUCAUCACCCAUCUCCUCCCCGCAUUGCAGCUGCAACUGCGUCUCUCACUACGCCGAAUACUUCUCCGCGACGUCUACAGUCCAGCGCACUGGGCACCGGCCGCGACGCGCUCCUGGGAGAACCCAACUCGACCGCCCCGUACGGCGUUUGGCAUCGGCCACCAGUAUCCACCUUCAUCCGCUCUUGCGCAUUCGAGCGCCCACCGUUAUUCCGCGAGCCACACGAUAUCUUGAGACGUACAUUUGAGCGGCUAUCGUCUCGCGGCAGACGUUGACGAACGCGGCGGCUGUCCCUGCGGGAGCAGAGCUGCUGUUGCAGCAACACGCCUCGACCAGUGGCAACAUCUCUCUCUUGAUUGACGCUCAAUAUAGCAACCAUGGCGUCCAAGAUGGAGCUCCAGUCCAAAUGCCCGCUCCGCACGAUAAAGGAGAUCCAGUUUGGUCUCCUCUCACCCGAGGAGAUCAAGGCCAUGAGUGUGGUUCAGAUCAUCUAUCCGGAAACUAUGGAUGAAGAUCGGCAGCAACCUCGAGCACAAGGCCUGAAUGAUCCCAGGCUUGGCACGACGGACCGCCAGUAUUCAUGCGCAACCUGUAAGGAGAACAUGACAGUAUGCCCAGGCCACUUUGGCCAUAUUGAGUUGGCAGUACCUGUCUUUCACGUCGGCUACAUCACCAAGAUCAAGAAGAUCCUGGAGACUGUGUGCCAUACCUGUGGCCUUAUUCUGGCCGACUUCAAUCAUGCAGAUUGGAAGGCAGCUAUUCGAAUGAAGGAUGCAAAGAAGCGGUUUGAGCAGAUCCACCGCUUGUCCAAGGGCCGGAAAGAAUGUGUGCAGGGCUUGGUUGAUGAUGACGGCAAGUCCGGCAAGAAACCUCCGCAUGGAGGAUGCGGCAGCCAACAACCAAGCUCCAUCAAGAAAGAGGGUUUGCGGCUCAUCGCCACCUACAAAGACAAGGAAGGCCCGGACGGCUCGAAGAUGGAUGUCAAGGCCCCAAUCACACCGCAAGACGCGCUCACGAUCUUCAAAAGGCUCCCGGAUAAUACCCUGCAACUCCUCGGCUUGAACGCAGACUAUGCCCGUCCAGAGUGGAUGAUUCUGACGGCUCUCCCGGUUCCCCCGCCGCCCGUUCGUCCUAGCGUCUCUGUUGACGGCACUGGACAAGGCUCCCGCAACGAAGACGACCUCACGCAUAAGCUCGGCGAUAUUCUUCGUGCCAAUGGUCGUGUUCAAUUGUGCCAUCAAGAAGGCUCCGCACACCACGUCCUCGUUGAGUACGAGGAACUUCUCCAGUAUCAUGUCGCUACUUAUAUGGAUAAUGAUGCCAACGGUGUCCCUCCUGCUGUGCAAAAGACUGGUCGGCCUCUGAAGACGAUUCGUGGGCGCCUUAAGGGCAAAGAAGGACGUCUGCGAGGAAACCUAAUGGGAAAGCGUGUCGACUUCUCCGCACGCACUGUGAUUACGGGUGAUCCGAACCUGUCUCUUGACCAGGUGGGGGUGCCGCGCAGCAUCGCCAGAAGGCUCACGUACCCCGAAGUUGUCACCAAGUUCAACAUCAGCAAGCUUACCGCGCUGGUCCGCAAUGGCCCAGACUUCCAUCCGGGUGCCAACUUUGUGAUAAAGUCAGACGGCGUCCGCCUGGACCUGAGACACAACAAGAGACUCGAAGAUUUGCGCCUUCAAUAUGGCUGGAAAGUCGAGCGCCACAUUGACGACGAUGAUGUCAUCAUCUUCAAUCGUCAACCCUCAUUACACAAGGAGUCCAUGAUGGGUCAUCGAGUGAAGGUCAUGCCCUACUCCACCUUUCGCCUGAACUUGUCGGUCACCUCGCCCUACAAUGCUGAUUUCGAUGGCGAUGAGAUGAACCUGCACGUGCCCCAGAGCGAUGAGACCCGCUCCGAGAUCAUGAACCUGUGCAUGGUUCCGUUGAAUAUCGUCUCUCCUCAGCGCAAUUCCCCGCUGAUGGGAAUUGUCCAGGAUACUCUCUUGGGCAUCUUCAAAAUCUCCCGUCGGGACAACUUCUUGACGAAGGAGCAGGUAAUGAAUAUCAUGAUGUGGGUACCGGAUUGGGACGGCGUCAUACCACAACCGGCUAUUCUGAAGCCGCGUCCGCGCUGGACCGGAAAGCAAAUCAUCAGCAUGGCAAUACCUGAACGCGUCAAUGUUGUGCGUCCCGAGAGCAAGAGCAGUCAGCCACAUAACGACAUCAGUGAUAAGGGCUUGUUGAUUCAAGGUGGCCAGCUCCUCUAUGGGGUUCUCAACAAGAAGAUUGUUGGUGCCACUGCGGGAGGCAUUAUCCACAUCGUAUACAACGAGUUGGGCUGGCAAGCUGCUGUAAAGUUCUUCGAUGCGGCGCAGCGAAUCGUGUGCUACUGGCUACUGCACAACGGUUUUAGCAUUGGCAUUGGGGACACCAUUCCCGAUCCUGAGACCUCCGAUAAGAUCGGCCGUGAGAUCUCUGCUGCCAAGGCGAAGGUUGAGGAGAUUGUCAAGCAGGCAACAUCGAAUGAACUGGAACCUAACCCCGGACUGAGCGUCCGUGCUACUUUCGAAGCAAAGGUCCAGAAAGCCCUGAAUGAAGGUCGUGAAGGCGGUGGUACCGCAGCUCAAAACAGCUUGAAAGAUUUGAACAACGUUAUUCAGAUGGUGAACUCCGGUUCGAAAGGUUCCACGGUCAAUAUCUCGCAAAUGAUUUCGCUUGUAGGUCAACAAGCCGUUGAGGGCCAGCGUAUCCCCUUCGGAUUCAAGUACCGGACCCUACCACACUUUACAAAGGAUGACUAUUCGCCUGAGUCCCGAGGGUUCAUCGAGAACUCGUAUUUACGCGGCCUGACCCCCUCGGAGUUCUUCUUCCAUGCCAUGGCUGGUCGUGAAGGUUUGAUUGAUACAGCUGUGAAGACUGCAGAAACCGGUUACAUUCAGCGACGCCUGGUCAAAGCUCUCGAGGAUGUCAUGGUCAAGUACGACGGUACAGUGCGAAAUUCCAUGGGAGAUAUUGUUGAGUUCGUCUACGGCGAAGAUGGGCUCGAUGGAGCCCAUAUCGAGAAUCAGCCAGUGGACUUCGUUCAUACUCCAGAUGCGGCCUUCGACAGAAGAUACAAGGUGGAUGUCAUGACUAAAGAUCUCCCCAUCUCCCCGGCACUUCUUGAUGUCGCCUACGAGAUCCAAGGAGAUGUCGAUGUUCAACGCCAUCUAGAUAUGGAGUACGAGCAACUGAGAAAGGAUCGACAAUUCCUCCGCGAGCGAGUCAAGGACGAAAGCGCGAGCAUGCAGCUUCCGUUGAACAUUCACCGAAUGAUAGAGACCGCUCAAGCGAAGUUCCACAUCAAAGAUAGGCCAAGUGAUCUCCAUCCUGUAGAAGUCAUCAACAGGGUUCGCGAGGUCUUGGAUAACCUUGUGGUGAUACGCGGCGAAGAUCAUCUCUCCAAGGAGGCCCAGGAGAGUGCAACUCAGUUAUUCAAGUGCCAACUGCGUUCGCGUCUGGCCUUCAAGCGUCUGGUAACCGAAUAUCGCCUCAACAAACUGGCCUUUGAGCAUGUUCUGGGCGAUCUUUCUGAGCGCUUCCUGCGGGCAGCCGUGGCUCCUGGAGAAAUGGUGGGCGUUCUGGCGGCACAGUCAAUUGGUGAGCCAGCAACCCAGAUGACGCUGAACACUUUCCAUUUUGCUGGUGUGUCAUCGAAGAACGUUACACUGGGUGUGCCGCGGUUGAAGGAGAUCUUGAAUAUUGCGACUAACAUCAAGACACCGUCCAUGGCUAUUCAUCAGGAGGAUCCCAAUGCUACCCGAGACCAGGCAAAGCUUCUGCGAAGCCGUGUUGAGCAUACUACCCUUCGGUCGUUGACCAAGACGGUCGAGCUGUAUUACGAUCCUGACAUCCAAAAUACCGUUGUGGAGGCGGAUGACGAUAUGAUUCAAUCAUACUUCAUCGUGCCAUUGGCAGAGGAGGAAUAUGCGGCACAGUCGAAGUGGCUGCUUCGAAUCAUUCUCGACCGCAAGAAGCUGCUAGACAAGAGUAUGACUAUCAGCGAAGUUGCCGCAAAAAUCACAGAGGACUUUGCACCAAACAUUGCUGUCAUCUUCAGCGAUGAGAAUGCUGAUGAGCAAGUCCUACGGGUGAGGUUCAUAUUCGACCAGAAUCUCAAGGAUGCCGAGGAGGAAGAGGACAGGGACGAACGCUGGAUGCGCAAAUUGGAGAAACAUCUCCUCGAUGAUGUCACCCUUCGCGGCAUCCGAGGUGUCGAGCGUGCAUUCAUUAGAGCAGAGAAUCGGUUAGCCCAAAAGGAAGACGGCUCUUUGUUCAUCAAUAAGGACAAUCCGGCCUGCCAAGAGUGGAUUCUUGACACAACCGGUACCUCCCUCGCCGAGACUCUUGCUGUGCCGGGCGUCGAUCCCACCACCACGUAUUCGAAUUCUUUUAUCGAAAUUCUUGGGGUAUUGGGAAUUGAGGCUGCACGCGCCGGCCUGCUCAAAGAGCUUGGAAUGGUGCUUUCGUUUGACGGUUCAUACGUCAACCACCGGCACAUGGCUCUGCUUGUCGAUAUCAUGACCCAACGCGGCAUGCUCAUGGCAAUCACCCGCCAUGGCAUCAAUCGCAACGACACCGGCGCACUCAUGCGCUGCUCUUUUGAAGAGACAGUUGAAAUCCUCCUCGAGGCCGCUGGCUUCGGUGAGCUUGAUGAUUGCCGUGGUAUCUCUGAGAACAUCAUGCUUGGUCAGCUUGCGCCGAUGGGCACGGGUGAAUUCGAUCUUGUGAUGGAUAACAAGAUGCUCCUCACCAUGGUUGAGGAUAACUCACAGAUGCGUGUGGGUGCGGCGGGCGCUUCGUAUCUCGACACAGGCGCAGCGACGCCUUAUGACCUCGGCUCCCCCACCUAUGAAGGUGGCCAGCAGGCGGGAUACGAUGCAAUGUUUUCACCUCUUGCUGCACAGGGCGGGGACGAUCAUGGUGGUCUAACUUCAAAUCCCUAUGGGGAUGGAAGCUUCAGCCCGUUCGCUGGAGGCCGUAGCCCUGGUGGCUUUGGCGGCAUGAGCCCUGGUUUCGCAGGACCGAGUCCUACUUCCCCAGGAGGAGGAUACUCACCGAGCUCGCCCACAUAUUCGCCAACAUCCCCAAGCAUGGCCAGCCCGCGCUUCGGAGCCACGUCUCCAGGAUACGUGCCAACGAGUCCAACAUAUUCUCCAACUUCGCCCACAUACUCUCCCACAUCGCCUGCGUAUGCAUCACCAACCUCACCUUCCUAUUCCCCUACGUCUCCCAGCUAUUCGCCGACGUCGCCCUCGUACUCCCCCACCUCUCCGAGUUACAGUCCGACCUCGCCGGCGCAGAUGGGUCGCGGUGCAACCUCGCCGCACUACAGCCCAACAUCCCCUCAAUAUAGUCCCACGUCGCCAAUGUACAGUCCAAGCAGUCCGCAAUUCAACGCAGGUAGUGACAGGCGCUCCCCUACCUCGCCCACGUCACCUACGUACAGUCCAACGAGUCCAGUGUACAGCCCGACCUCUCCCGGUCCCAUGCAAUACUCCCCGACCUCGCCGAGGUACUCUCCGACGUCUCCUAACCCUGCACGACCGGCUUAUUCUCCUACGUCUCCCACAUCUCCGACCUACUCUCCCACAUCGCCUCGCAACGACUAGCUAGACUCGUGCGCUUGUAGCGCUUUACAGCCCCAAGGCCCUAUGUGAGGGGUUACCCUUGCCUCGCCGUACCUUUAGCUAGGACCACGUCGAAGUAUCGGCCUAUGGCUCUCAAAGCACGUAAUC
Molecule: messenger RNA, 5790 nt
Organism: Westerdykella ornata
Lineage: Eukaryota; Fungi; Ascomycota; Dothideomycetes; Pleosporales; Sporormiaceae
Product: beta and beta-prime subunits of DNA dependent RNA-polymerase
Exons: 5
Coding region: 412-5664 (1750 amino acids)
Biological process (GO): transcription by RNA polymerase II
Cellular component (GO): RNA polymerase II, core complex
Molecular function (GO): DNA binding
Source: RefSeq, a predicted model, not a curated record